Arachis stenosperma is the source of this 2738-nucleotide messenger RNA. RefSeq lists its product as uncharacterized. Gene Ontology annotation, biological process: negative regulation of DNA recombination; mismatch repair. NCBI's taxonomy places the organism in Eukaryota, Viridiplantae, Streptophyta, Magnoliopsida, Fabales, Fabaceae. The coding region runs from base 62 to 2500 and encodes 812 amino acids. Gene Ontology annotation, molecular function: ATP-dependent DNA damage sensor activity; ATP binding; endonuclease activity. The transcript is spliced from 21 exons. The record is from RefSeq and is a predicted model, not a curated record.
ACAACCAUCACUUCACAAUUUCUUCUUCUUCUUCCCCGCUAAACCCCAUAUCAACACAACCAUGUUGCAUAACCUUUUCUACCCUUUUGACUCCAUUGUUGUAACACCAACAAAACCCAUAAAGAUGUUACCUUUACCUUGUUCCACAACCACUUCAUCGUUCUCUGCUUUCCCAUGUACCCUUAACAUCAUCAACAAAUUCAACUACAAUAAACUGAUAACCAUGGCAGUCCCACCUUCUUCUUCUUCUUCUUCUUCUUCUUCUUCUUCUUCUUCCAUUCACUAUGAUAGCCUCAGGGUGCUUGAAUGGGACAAGCUUUCUGACUUGGUUGCUUCCUUUGCUACAACUUCAUUGGGUCGUGAAGCUCUCAAGGCCCAGUUAUGGUCCCUGAAUAGAACUUACGAGGAAAGUCUCAGGCUUCUCGGUGAAACCAAUGCAGCAGUUGAGAUGAACAAGCAUGGAAGCUGUAGAUUGCGAUUUGGACAUGUUGAUGUUAUGCUGGUGAAAGCUGCUAUUCGGCAAGGCAGGAGAAGUAUGCCGGUUAAUGGAUUUGAGGCAAGGGCUGUCAUGGCUCUUUUGCAAUGUGCUGAGACGUUGCAGGGUGAUCUAAAAGUGGCCAUAAAGGAAGACAAGGACUGGUAUAGUCGUUUCAUGCCUCUUACAGAAGUGAUCAUGGAAUUUGUCGUUAAUCGAUCUUUAGUUAAAAUGAUAGAACAAGUUAUUGAUGAAGAUGGCUCUGUUAAGGACUCUGCGAGUCCAGCCCUUAAACAAUCACGGCAGCAAGUCAGAGUACUAGAGGGAAAGAUACAACAGUUAAUGGAGAAUUUAAUCAGGAACGAAAGGAGUGAAUCAUCAAUUCUUGAAGUGAACAAAGUUGAUGGAAGGUGGUGCAUAAAAGUGAAUUCUGGACAGAAGACAAGUUUUAAUGGUCUAUUGUUGUCCAGUGGUUCAGGAGUAGGGAGUACUAUAGAGCCACUUUCCGCUGUUCCCUUAAAUGAUGAGUUGCAGAGAACAAGAACUUUGGUGGCUAAGGCUGAGUCAGAUGUGCUUUUGGCAUUAACCAAAAAGAUGCAUCCGGACCUUGAUGAUAUUGAAAAGAUAUUGAAGAGUUUGGUUCAUCUGGAUGUGAUUAAUGCUCGAGCGACUUAUGGUCUUUCAUUUGGAGGGUCAAGUCCUAAUAUGUUUCUUCCGGAUUUCAAUAGCUCUUCUAAAUCUGAAGGCAAUAACAAGGAAUGGACAUUGUAUUUGCCUAAAGCAUAUCAUCCUUUAUUACUUCAAAGGCAUAAGGAAAAUUUGCAGAAGGCCAAAAAGGAUGUAAACGUUUCUUCUUCAGUUGCCGCAGUGGAGAAUGCCUCACCAGUACCAGUUGAUUUUUUGGUAUCUCAUAAAACUCGUGUUAUAGUUAUAACUGGUCCGAAUACUGGUGGUAAAACCAUAUGUCUGAAGACUGUAGGAUUGGCUGCUAUGAUGGCAAAAUCAGGUCUUUAUGUUCUUGCUUCUGAAUCUGCACAAAUUCCUUGGUUUGAUUUGGUUUUUGCCGACAUUGGUGAUGAGCAGUCCUUAUCACAGUCUUUGUCUACCUUCUCUGGCCACCUAAGACAAAUAAGUAAUAUUAGAUUGCAGUCAACAAACCAAUCUUUGGUGCUACUAGACGAGGUUGGUGCAGGAACAAACCCCCUUGAAGGAGCAGCAUUAGGCAUGUCAUUAUUGGAAUCUUUUGCUCAAGAUGGUUCUUUGCUGACCAUAGCUACAACUCAUCAUGGUGAACUGAAAACUCUGAAAUACAGUAAUGAAGCAUUCGAAAAUGCAUGUAUGGAGUUUGAUGAGGUGAAUUUGAAGCCAACUUACAAGGUUCUCUGGGGUGUACCAGGGCGCUCAAAUGCAAUAAAUAUAGCUGAGAGAUUGGGACUACCUUCUGUUGUUGUGGAUACCGCUCGUAAGUUAUAUGGUUCUGCCAGUGCAGAGAUUGAUGAGGUAAUAACUGAUAUGGAAAAGUUGAAACAAGAUUAUCAAGAGCUAUUGGACGGUUCACGUCAUCAUCUGAUGCGCUCCAGAGAACUUUACAAUAGUCUGUUGGACACGAAAAGGAAGAUAACGGAACAUGGUAUUAAUCUAAGAUACAAAAAGAUGAGAGAUGUAUCUGAGGCUGCAGCAUCGGCGAGAUCCAUCCUCCACAAGAAAGUAAGGCAGCUGAGUGCAUCAGCUAACCUACAGCCGCCCAAUAAAGCCGGCAAGAGCUCUCAGUUGUCGGCAACUAGCAGCAGCCCUAUUACCAUAGAUAAAAAGGAACCUACCAUCACUGAUAGAAAAGCUCCUGCAAAUAUUAACCAAUCAUCAUCAGAUAGGUCAAAGCUUCCCAAGGUUGGUGAUAUGGUACAUGUCUCUUCGCUUGGUAAAAAAGUGUCUGUUUUAAAAGUCGAUUCAUCCAAAGGAGAGGUGGUGGUUCAAGCUGGAAACAUGAAGUUGAAGUUAAAUGUAACAGACAUUCAAAGAUCCUAGAUGUUUGGCAAUUACAUGAUCCGAGAUAAAAACUGUAAAACUCCAAGAAAGUUAUUUAUAUGCUUUGGUAUCUGAUGAAACGGAGGUGAGUGACUUUCAGAAACUUCAGUUCCUUGAUUUAGAUGCAUGCAUCAGGAAUUCCGGUUUUAAAAUACUGUAAGCAGCGCCAAAAGUUGGUGUGUUAAUUGUGCAAGAAUGAACUGAAGCUGCAAGAAUAGUAAACAAAGUAUUAUUUUUU